AUGGCCGUAACGGGGAUUCUUAUCGAGCCACCGGAGCCACGGUCAGACCACGCUCUCUACGACUAUGCGAGCAACCUCCAGUGUGAUGAACUUGGACUUUUCGCCUUGACUUUGAAGGCGUUGUCCACCCUUGAAUCUCCACUAUUGGAGGAGAAGCUUGCCAUUCUCACCCUGUAUCUCUCACCAAAUAUAUCCAUCUGUUUCAAUCUCGGAUCCAACCCGUCGAACCUCCCCGGGAAAGAAGCCGAAAGCGAGAAGAGACCAUAUUCAAGUGACACGGUCCCCUCUCUAAACACGGAUACGAUCGGUAUGCAAUGGCUUCAACCUACAACGAUGGCCAGUGAUGAACUGCAAAUGGACGGUUUCCCGGAGCUAGUACCCGGUAGUUACCCUAUGGCAGGCUCUACAUCUACGCCAAUAUCCCUAGAGCGGGAUCCUUAUCAAUCAUAUGGAGACAACAUACCAAUAACAGCAUCCACUGCUCUCAAUAACACCAUGGUUUCCGAUUCCACUACCUACCCUGCAACAUUACCGUUGAUUGGCCUCUCAGCAUGGACUCAGGACGACCCGAUCUGCGACCAUUACAUGUCUGAGACUCGUGGGUCACUAGAUGAACGUUCCCCACCAGCGAUGGAAGAUCUCUUGGAAUCACCGCCCAUCGGCUUUCGAGAACCAGAUGUAUCAGACAUCUCGCACAACGAGGAUCCAAUGGUAGUGAGCGAUCUUUACGUGUUGAGUGAAACUCAGGACAUACGCUUGGAUCUUCUUCGGUCUCUGAUGGGCCACGCUGGAUUAUCCAAGAACAUUCAGACCUUGCGGGAGAUCUAUCAAUUAGGGGAUAGUAUCAUUCAUCACACGGCUGCUGUCUUGGAUGAUUGGAAUGGCUGGUUGCUCCGAAAUUUCCCAUCUGACGGACUUUUGCUUCCACCCUGCCACAGCCUUUCGCUAAAGGCAAUCUGUACCUCUAUGUCUCAAUUUUUGAUGAAGACUAAUAAUGACAUGCAACGGAAAUCCAUCCAUCGACGACUCGCACGAAUACUUCUUUACAUUUGCCUUAGCGAAUACGACAAAGAGCUAGACAAUACAUCCCUCAAUCCUCAGAGUCGGAAAUCCAUCACCAUCGCCCAUGACUCCAUUGUCGCCAUGCUUCGUGGGUUUCAGGUCAAUGGCAAGGAGUGCACCCGGAAGUAUCUCAGUGACAAUCGGAAUCUUGGUAAACGGUGGUGGAGACUUGGAAGUGGGAUCGGAAUCAUCCAUGUCUUCGCCUGUGCGCCGCACAUGGCCAAAUUUUUUGAUAACCGUGGCUGUGAGGACCGUGGCUUCAAUGAUGCUUCCCUGGAACUCUUGGUCAACUACCUGAGAAACGCAUAUCCAGAUGCCAUCGCGUAUUUCCAAUCGCUCGAUUCCGCCCUUCAAGCCCUUGUUGCCAAUUCCUCAUUGGCCACAGAUGAUUCUGUUGCAUUCAGUGAGCCUCCACACCACUCACACUUGCAUUUCAAUAGCCCUCCCAAGAGCAUCCAGUGGGUGAAGACCGACGAUGUAAUGUUAGCUGCGACACCGUCCUUUUUGCGCUGCCUGAGGCAGGCUUAG
Molecule: messenger RNA, 1590 nt
Organism: Talaromyces atroroseus
Lineage: Eukaryota; Fungi; Ascomycota; Eurotiomycetes; Eurotiales; Trichocomaceae
Exons: 6
Coding region: 1-1590 (529 amino acids)
Source: RefSeq, a predicted model, not a curated record